This is a messenger RNA of Diaporthe amygdali, 2154 nucleotides long. RefSeq lists its product as uncharacterized. Lineage: Eukaryota; Fungi; Ascomycota; Sordariomycetes; Diaporthales; Diaporthaceae. The transcript is spliced from 6 exons. The record is from RefSeq and is a predicted model, not a curated record. Bases 1 to 2154 code for a protein of 717 amino acids.
AUGGAGCAACGACCCAGGUACCUCCGUGCGCGUCCUCAGCGCGAGUACUCCUACCAAAUGAUCUUGGGUAUUGACUGGGGAAGCGAGGCCGUUCGAGCGAGUGUCUAUCAGACGCUCGACAAUGGAAUGCCCGUCGAGUCUCUCGUAAUGCAUCGCUCAAUCAUAGAGGAAUUGCAACUCGACCGUGAAGAAGUUGAGCGCCAGUUCAGCUCUCACAUUUAUCCUUUUGACCACCACAGUCGAAAUAAUUCUAGUGAGAUGGUCUACCAAGGAAACAACCGAGUCCCCGGUCGUCGAUCCAUCUCCUCUAAGCUUGCAAUGUACGCAGUCGUGGGGAUCUCGGACGAGAUCGCCAGGCAAUCUCCCCAACUACAGGAGUUACUUGAAUUGGUCCAGCAGACCCCGCAGCUCAAGCGAGUUCUUCGCCUUGGUAUUGAGCAGAUGUUUCGCGUUGUCUUGCAAAACGUUUGCCUUUAUCUCGAAGGUCAGAAUCGCAGAAUUGGCGCCAUCGCAUUGACCAUCCCUGCUCAGUGGACCAUCGACUUCGAAGAGGAGUACGGCGAACGCUUCGUCACAGCUUGGGCUCAAGCCUUUCAUUAUGCUGCUCCAGAGAUCAUCUUCCUCACUGAGGGGCAAACUAAUGUGCACUUCGCCUUCUACACAGAAACACCGAAUGCCCGAUUCGAUAGACACAUCCUGCGCAACGAGGGAUUUCUCGAUAGCGGCAGGAUUAGCAACGGCCUCUUGCUCUUUGACGCAGGUGGACAUAGCACCAACUGUUCCUUGGUCACCAUCUGCCAAGACAACAAUCAGUUGGAGGUUCUCCCCGAUCGAGGUGUCAUCGGUGGAACAGCUCUUUGGGCAUGGUACGUACUACGACUAGCAAAGACAAAGUGGCCAUUGUCGCGCAACUAUGGACCCAUGCCCGUGGAGAUGGAGAACGAGAUCCUCAAGACAUUCUACACCAACUGUCGUUACUACAGGGGAGGCAAGGGGACAGCAUUCUACAUUUCAGACUGCGGUCCCAAUCACAGCUCCUUUCGUUUCGCGAUCACUGCCGAAGAGCUCAUGAAGACUUUUGACGAUGCCAAUGCGCACACUUUUGCUCUCAUCGAAGAUGGCAUCCUUCAACUCAAAGGCCUUGAGCCUCUAUGCGAGAAGCUGACCAUCAUGGUCGGCGGCGGUUCAGCCCAGGGAGCAAUGUAUGCGAGACUCGCAGCCGGUGCGAACUACGCGCUGUUGAAGGCAAAGACUGUAGCUCAGUUCGCUGACAAGGCCGCCUUUGGCCUCGCUAUCAAGAAACGCUAUAGGGACGGGGAAGGCUGGGCGGAGGACUGGUACUAUCAGGCCAAUCUUUUAUGGGCACGUGGAAACAAGUGGGCUAGAUUUGUGACGACGGAUGGAACCGAAGAGUUUAAAAUCAUCUGUCAGCCCGAAUACAACAGCCCUCGAUCCAAAUCUACUAUUGAGCCCAAUUACAAAGCCUACGAUCUUCUUCCGAUCCCCUGCCGCGAGAGAGGCAUUCUCCAAUUCGAACUUGACCUCAACACGGAGACCGACACACUCAGCCUGACUGUCAAGCAUCGGGCCCAGACUGAGUCUGGGAAGACUCAACGAUCGACCCAACUCGGACAUGUAGAGUUUGAUCUCUGGGUUCCACCUGGCAGUCGCUGCCUCCAGAUAUGGGAUUGUGUGGAGGACAUCAAGAGCAAAGUGACCGCAGCCUUCGCGGGGCAGCAAGAGCCCGCGGGUAACAACGCCUUGGAUGGAACUAGAACCGGUGAGAUGGAAGUCGAGCUAGGACAUGCCGAGGAGCCUGCCCAGUCAGCUCGCAGCCUUCGUCGCAGCCUUCGCAACCGGCCUCCACAGCCCCCACGAGCUGAGACUGAUAUGGAUGUGGACAUCAUGGCCCUUGAUGAAGAUCAAGAUGUCGACGUUAGCAUGCUGGGUACGGCACUGCCACCUCAGGCUGAGGCGCCUCAACCGUCCAGUGGAGACGUAGAGAUGGGUGGCACACAAGACGCCGAAGAGUUUGCUGGCAGCAUCAAUGUGGCCUCGCCUAUGCAGCUUUCUCAGCCUACCCGCGAAGUCCAGAGUGAGCGCCACCGCCGCCGACGUGGCUCUCGCGUCCCCACCGGAAUCUUUGCCCUGUGA